UGACGCCUCGCUCUCCGGAUGAGGUGGAUCACUGUGCGUCCGCCGAGGCGGCACUAACCAUCCGCUGGCCUUUGUCCCACACAGAUGGGAAGGUGCCUAGCCUAUCUACAGUGUGGUGCGUCGCAAAGCUGUCACCCUCAAGACGGUUGUCGAACGCCUGCAUCCUUUCAUCAAAGACGAACCAAACGUCCUCUACGAGACCGACAGUGCAGCUGUGCAGGGUCUGCUUCAUCAAGGCGACGAUCAUCUCGCAGCAACGCGGUAGCACUCUCCGAGCUUGGUGUUGAACAUCACGAGAUCGUUCACCUCACCGGCGUCGACAAUAGAAUCGCUGACCUCACCUUCCGAGUCCCGCCUGCAGUCUUCGCAACGGUCGCACCUAGAAGCGUCCACAGUCCGUUGUCCCUCAUAGGGGCACGAGUCUGUCACGCAGCAGAGCGCAGAUUCGUUCUGCAGCGCGCAGCGAGGAACGUGCCGCCAAAUCGAGCAAGCAGCUCGAGAGCAUAAGGCUUUCCAUCCACUGACUUGGUAUGCGACACGUUGCAAUGGUUCCGCCGAAAGGGCGACUUUCUCUAUCGUGUCGAGUUCCCGACGGAUGAUGACGAGCGAGCGGAUGCUAGACUGGUGGUGGUCGUGCCUGACUCUGAGAUCGAGCGCAUCCUGUAAUUCAUGAACGAGACUACUGCGCACGCACGGGGGGCGGCGGCUUUGCCUCGCUCUCCGGCGCACCUACAAGUUCGCAUCUUUGCCUCGAAAGUGGCUGACGUCGCAUGCCGUUUUAAAGAGCGUGGAGCCUCCCGCCGCA
Molecule: messenger RNA, 805 nt
Organism: Tilletiaria anomala UBC 951
Lineage: Eukaryota; Fungi; Basidiomycota; Exobasidiomycetes; Georgefischeriales; Tilletiariaceae
Exons: 1
Coding region: 85-507 (140 amino acids)
Source: RefSeq, a predicted model, not a curated record